AUGUAGACGAGGAUUAAGCUCUGUACAAGGUGCGCAAGCCGCACGUCUUUGUGACGUGGCAGUGGGGAGGUGAGGUGGCGACGAACGGUCAGCCAGGGUUAGUUGCUGUCCGCCCCUACCUGAAGUGUGUUGUGAUGGAUCACUGGAUGUAAUAUUUAUUCAAGACUUGGGAUUAUUGUAUUAUGCUGUUUAUGAAUCCAACUACUGGUUCGGAAAGUUCAUGGAGGCAAUCCAUAUGCGGCUGGAGCUACCGUUGUAAGCCGAGGGUCAUUAUCCACUCAUCUACCUGUACAUUAGCGGCGCCAGACAAGCCGAUCAAGAUAUAUAGUUUGGAAGGCCGCCAGCCAGCGCCCACCAGCGGCCCCAGUGCCCCUUGUGCCUUCACUUGCGGCGUCCCCUCUCCCCUAUCCUCCUCAAAGUCCUUCAGCAUGUCAGGCGCCAUGUUCGACCAGGAUUCCAGGGUGAUCCAGAGCGCCUUCCUGCACGCCAUCCAGCACUACAGUCAAAACACCGCGGGCAGGAGGCUUCAGCUUCACGCCUUUGUGGGCAUCAUCAGUAUGGCGGAUGCCUUCAAGAUCUCCAGGCUGACAUACAUAUUAAGCAUCAGCGAAACCUUCUAA
Scylla paramamosain (green mud crab) is the source of this 620-nucleotide messenger RNA. RefSeq lists its product as uncharacterized. The transcript has 6 exons. Lineage: Eukaryota; Metazoa; Arthropoda; Malacostraca; Decapoda; Portunidae. The record is from RefSeq and is a predicted model, not a curated record. The coding region runs from base 183 to 620 and encodes 145 amino acids.